Molecule: messenger RNA, 1909 nt
Organism: Helianthus annuus (common sunflower)
Lineage: Eukaryota; Viridiplantae; Streptophyta; Magnoliopsida; Asterales; Asteraceae
Product: gamma aminobutyrate transaminase 1, mitochondrial
Exons: 20
Coding region: 167-1645 (492 amino acids)
Biological process (GO): biotin biosynthetic process
Molecular function (GO): S-adenosyl-L-methionine:8-amino-7-oxononanoate transaminase activity; pyridoxal phosphate binding
Source: RefSeq, a predicted model, not a curated record
UAUGAAGUGUUUAAAUAAGCAUUUCCUUGAUUUCAUCCAGCCGUCACAAGUUAUUAAUACUUUCAAAUCAACCAAAACCACUCGGUCUCUCGCUCUAUCUCUCUCAAGUCUCAAAUCUCAAUAAUAUCUUUUUUCAGGUGAAUCAAAUCCUUCUCUUUCGGAGACGAUGAACAGUCUUUUGCGACGAGCUACCGCACAGAUCGUUUCGCACACGAAAAAUGUUGGAGGAUCAAGGAUUAUCUUGGCUAGGUGGACUAGUACAGAAGCGGUUCAAAGUGAUGAGGGGUUCAAGGGACAUGGUAUGUUAGCUCCUUUUACUGCUGGGUGGCAGACCAGUGAUUUACACCCCUUGGUGAUAGAGAGGUCUAAGGGUUCAUAUGUCUAUGAUAUCAAUGGGAAGAAGUAUCUCGAUUCUCUUGCUGGUCUAUGGUGCACAGCUUUAGGGGGCAGUGAACCGCGUCUUGUUGAUGCUGCAACCAAACAGCUAAAUACUUUACCAUUCUACCACUCGUUUUGGAAUCGUACCACAAAACCCUCACUGGAUCUUGCAAAAGAACUUCUUGAAAUGUUUACAGCUAGUAAAAUGAAGAAAGUUUUCUUCACAAACAGUGGCUCAGAAGCUAACGACACUCAGGUGAAACUGGUAUGGUAUUACAAUAAUGCACUCGGAAGGCCAAACAAGAAGAAGUUUAUUGCUAGAUCCAAAUCAUACCAUGGGUCGACUCUCAUAUCAGCUAGUCUUUCCGGCCUUUCUCCAUUGCAUCAGAAUUUUGAUCUUCCUUCUCCCUUUGUAUUGCAUACUGAUUGUCCUCAUUAUUGGCGGUUUCAUCUUCCAGGUGAAACGGAGGAACAGUUUUCAACCAGACUAGCAACCAAUUUGGAAAAUUUGAUCAUCAAAGAGGGGCCAGAAACGAUUGCUGCAUUUAUUGCAGAGCCUGUAAUGGGAGCAGGAGGUGUGAUACCUCCACCUGAAGGUUAUUUUGAGAAGAUUCAGGCUGUUGUGAAAAAGUACGAUAUUCUAUUCAUUGCAGAUGAGGUAAUCUGUGCAUUUGGGAGGCUUGGAACUAUGUUUGGUUGUGAUAAGUACAACAUCAAGCCUGAUCUUGUCUCCGUAGCCAAGGCACUUUCCUCUGCAUAUGUGCCCAUUGGAGCCGUUCUUGUUAGCCCAGAAGUUGCAGAUGUUAUAUCUUCCCAGAGCAAUAAACUCGGUGCACUUAGUCAUGGAUUUACCUAUUCUGGACAUCCAGUGGCAUGUGCUGUCGCAUUGGAAGCCCUCAAAAUUUAUCAGGAGAGAAACAUUGUUGAGCAAGUCAAUAGCGUGGCCCCAAAGUUUCAAGACGGUUUAAAAGCAUUUUCCUCAAGUCCUAUUAUUGGAGAGAUUCGUGGAACGGGUUUGAUUUUGGCUACCGAAUUUGCUGAUAACAAGUCACCUGACACCCCGUUCCCUCCUGAAUGGGGGAUAGGUGCAUAUUUUGGAGCACAGUGUGCAGAACACGGGAUGUUGGUGCGGAUUGCUGGUGACAACAUAAUGAUGUCUCCACCUUUUAUAAUCACCCCUGAUGAAAUCGACGAGUUGAUAAGCAUCUAUGGGAAAGCGCUAAAGGCAACUGAAAAGAAGGUGGAGGAACUGAAAUCUCAGCAUUAAGCACGCGGUUGAGAAUGCUCAAAGGUGGUUAGGCAAAUCUUCAUGGAAAGCUUGAAUGAAGAAUAGUUGAUCUCAUGAAUAUACUUUAUCCUUGUGGUUUCGGUACAGUUUUGAUUGUGAAAGUAAGUGGUCUUUUGUUCGUUUCAACUGGUUUAGACCAACCGUUUGCGUAAAAACGUGUUGACGGGUUGACAUGUUGAUGCAAUAUAAAAAAAUCUAUAACAAGUUCUAUUUUUUAGGUUUCAAUAUCAAUAGUUUCUUGCA